This is a messenger RNA of Empidonax traillii (willow flycatcher), 1211 nucleotides long. Its product is annotated as olfactory receptor 10C1-like. Lineage: Eukaryota; Metazoa; Chordata; Aves; Passeriformes; Tyrannidae. Gene Ontology annotation, biological process: G protein-coupled receptor signaling pathway. Bases 273 to 1211 code for a protein of 312 amino acids. Gene Ontology annotation, cellular component: membrane. The record is from RefSeq and is a predicted model, not a curated record. The transcript has a single exon. Gene Ontology annotation, molecular function: olfactory receptor activity; G protein-coupled receptor activity.
ACACUGAAGACGCUAGUGAAUAUGCAAACUUUGAAGGCAGUGCUACGAAAAGAAACCACAGUCAAAAAUAGAGACAAAAAAUAUAUGCGUAAGACCACUUAAUCUGUUUAAAAGACCUUUUCAAAAUCUUGAUAAUUUCUAAAUUCUCCUCAUCUUUUUGCCUUUUCAAUCAGGCAAUGGUGUUUGGAUUGCCAAUUUGCCUGUUCGUUUACAACUUCAUCAACUACUGAGUGCUAAACGAAGAGCAUAGUUCUACUAGGUACCAAAGAGGGAUGAUUCUUGGGAACCUCAGUGAAGUGAGUGAAUUCAGACUCCUGGGUUUUUCUGAAAUCUCUCAUUUGCAUCCUUUGCUCUUUGCAGUUUUAUUAUCUCUUUAUAUUCUCACCUUGAUGGCUAACACAGUGAUAGCUCUGAUAAUAAAUGGUGAUAACACCCUUCAUUCCCCUAUGUAUUUCUUCCUCACUCAGCUGUCCUGUUUGGAUAUGUGCUAUUUGUCAGUCAUAAUUCCAAAUAUUCUUGAGAAUCUGAUGGUGGGAACAAUAGGUAUCUCCAAGGCGAGAUGUGCCAUGCAAAUGUUUUUCUUCCUUUUCUUUGGAGUUGCCGAAUGUUUUCUCUUGGCUGCCAUGUCACUUGACCGUUAUGUGGCAAUUUGCUGCCCCUUGCAUUACACUCUUACCAUGAACAGUAGAGUCUGCAAAAUUCUGGUUGCUGGGACCUAUGCUUGCGGAACUGCUGUAGGCUUGGUGCACACCAUCAUAACAUUCCGCUUACCCUUCUGUGGUUUUGCCAUCGACCACUUUUUCUGUGAGAUUCAACCCCUCCUGGACCUGCUUUGUGGUAACACUUUCCCAAGUGAAAUUCAAGUCAUUGUGGUGGCUGUCUUUGCUAUUUUGUGUCCCUUCUUGUUGAUCAUUUAUUCAUAUAGUAGCAUAAUUUCUACAAUUCUUCAGAUGUCAUCAGCUGAAAGCCAGCAGAAAGCAUUUUCCACUUGCUCCUCACACCUUUUAGUUGUGAUUCUUUUUUAUGGUACAGCAAGCUCCAUGUAUUUGCGGCCAAAAUACACAUAUUCCGCAUCUGUUGAUAAAUUUCUCUCACUUUCUUAUUCUGUGGUGACUCCUUUGUUGAAUCCUAUUAUUUAUAGUUUGAGGAAUGAAGAGGUGAAAAGGGCCUUGAGAAAAAAAUUGAGAAAUAUUAAUUUAUUGUGGAAAUGA